UUCAUUACAAUGUCUCCACAAGCAGAUCGCGAUCUAACUUCUCUCAUUCGACGUGCCAGAAUGAAAUUUUGCAACGAGGCCAAAGAAGAUUUGGUUAAUGUAUUGAAUAAUUUUAAAGACCUUAAACCAGAUAUUAGCAAUUUUACUUUUGGUGAUGGAAUAAACAAAAAUUGUUUAACUUUGGAUGGAACUAUUCCGAUACAUUAUAAGGGAGGGAAUUACCACAUUCCAGUAAUUCUUUAUUUUCUUGACAACCAUCCUUAUAUGGGACCUCAUUGUUAUGUCAAGCCGACUCAGAAUAUGCGCAUUAAACCGUCUAAAGUGGUCGAUUCUGCUGGGAGAAUUUAUUUACCUUAUUUGUCUGAGUGGCAAUAUCCAAAUUAUGACACUGCUGGUCUUCUUCAAGUUAUCACUAUUAGUUUUCAAGAAAAAUGUCCAGUUUAUACUGUUGUGUCGCCUGCAAAUAACAGCAGCAACAACAAUCAUUCGACUUCUCAACAGCCACCCUAUCCUUGCUCAAAUCCAACUCCAAAUGCAUAUCCUAGUGUGUCACCUCCUUAUCCAAGCGUUGAUCCGCCUUAUCCGACAGUCGAACAUCCAUCUAAUUUGAUGCCUCAACCUAAUGUUGGAGGAUUUCCUGCACCAACUCACUACCAACCAGUUCCUCCUCCAUAUCCAUCUGUUGAACGUAGUUCUAUCUCCGCAAAUCCGACUGCUUUGGGUACAGGUUAUGGUUAUUCAAACAGCACAAUUCAACCGACACAUAUAAGAGCAAGUCUGUUAAGCGCUGUAGAAGACAAAAUUCGACAAAAAGUUCGCAACAAAAUUGAAAUUCCAUUUGCUGAAUUGCAAUCAGUUGAUGCAAAUCUUCGUGAUUUACACAGUGGAAAACAAAAAUUGAGAGAAAUGAUGGAAAGUAUUACACGGGACCAACAAGAACUUGAUCGAAUUCUUGGAGUUUACACGUCUAAAAAGGAGGAAUUUGAAAAGGCUUUAAAAACAACAGAAGCAAGCGGGUCAGAUUUAAAUCCUGAAGAUGCUAUUGAUGCACAAAAGCUUGUACAUAAACAAAUUUUGCGAUGUUAUGUUCAAGAUUGUGCAAUCGACGACACAAUUUAUAGCUUAGGGCAAUCACUUAAACGCGGUUCAAUCAAUCUGCAGACUUAUUUAAAACAUGUACGUCAACUAUCUCAUCAACAAUUUCAACAUCGAUUGUUAAUGCAAAAAUGUCGUGAACGGGCCCAUCUUCCAAUUUGA
This is a messenger RNA of Meloidogyne enterolobii, 1257 nucleotides long. The record is from the annotation of a GenBank genome assembly. Lineage: Eukaryota; Metazoa; Nematoda; Chromadorea; Rhabditida; Meloidogynidae.